Molecule: messenger RNA, 1736 nt
Organism: Eurytemora carolleeae
Lineage: Eukaryota; Metazoa; Arthropoda; Copepoda; Calanoida; Temoridae
Product: protein slit-like
Exons: 20
Coding region: 77-1723 (548 amino acids)
Biological process (GO): axon guidance
Molecular function (GO): Roundabout binding; calcium ion binding; heparin binding
Source: RefSeq, a predicted model, not a curated record
GGAUUAGACCCUGUAUAUAACAAGUGUAAUCCCUGUUACUCUGCGCCGUGUCUAAAUAGUGGGUUUUGUAUAACUGAUGAGAAGGGUGAUUACUCACCAUCAAGCACAGAUUUCAGAUGUGAGUGCACCCCAUCCUUCCAUGGUGAUCGUUGUCAGUAUAAGAUGGAUGCUUGCUAUGGAGCCCCCUGCCGUCAUGGGGGAAAUUGUACCGUACUGGACAAAGGCAGAUUCAAAUGCAACUGUACUAGUGGAUAUGAAGGAAGGGUUUGUGAGAAAAGUAUUGAUGAAUGUAAAAACAACAAAUAUAUUUAGAUGCAACUGUACUAGUGGAUAUGAAGGAAGGGUUUGUGAGAAAAGUAUUGAUGAAUGUAAAAACAACAAAUGCCAAAACAAUGCUUCAUGCUUAGACAGGGUCGGAGACUAUACCUGUAUUUGUCCAGAAGGAUUUGAGGGGAAAUAUUGUGAAAAUAGGGAUAACAGAAUUCAAACUUCUAGCCGCCAUUCCUGUUCGGAGCACAUGUGUCAAAAUGGCGGGAAGUGUGUUAACGAAAUAUUUCCGGGACAGUACACUUGCAAAUGUCCCCCUUCCUACUCGGGAAGAUAUUGCCAGAUAGAGCCAAGAAUAUCUGUGAUGUACCAACGAAGCUCACCUUGUGCUCAACAUGAUUGUAAACAUGGGCUCUGCCAGGAGGAUCUGUUAGAGCCAACUUAUACCUGUGUCUGUCAUCCCGGGUAUUCAGGGAAACUAUGUGAGUACCUUACGACAGUACAGUACAGGGAUCAGGAUUCUUACAUAGAACUAGAUCCACUAUACACUGCCAGGCCCGUAAACAUUACCCUAGUAAUCCAAACAGAACAAGAUAAUGGUGUACUGCUGUAUCACGGAGACAGGGAGCAUUUAGCAGUUGAACUCUUUCAUGGUAGAAUUCGUGUCAGUCUAGACGUGGGGAAUUUCCCGGUUUCAACAAUGUUCAGUUAUGCAACCUUAAAUGAUGACCUUGAGCACAGUGUUCGAAUAUAUUUGUCUGGUAAAUCCUUGGCUUUAACAGUAGAUGGAAACCAACCAAGAACGGUUGUGAACGAAGGAGUUAAAACUGAAUUAUCUGUUCUUGCUCCAACAUUUAUAGGUGGUGUUCCGGAACCUAUUGGAGAAUCUGCACUUAGCUUCUGGCAUUUAAGGAACUCGACUAGCUUUAAAGGCUGCAUUAAAGAAUUCUACAUUGAUGAUAAACUGAUUGAUUUCCUGCAGGCUGCCAGGAAACGGCAUGCCGUGGCUGCAGGAUGCUUCACUCGUCAGCUCGGCAUGCCAACCAGUGCUUACAGUGUAAGCCAGGACAAAGAAAUUAGAAUGAAAAAAGCUUGUUUGGACAACAAGUGUACGGUGAAGGGGACUAAGAAAUGUUCAGCAAAGCGAAAACAAGAUUAUGUGUGUAAGUGUAAGAAAGGGUAUGCCGGGAGAUACUGUGAAAAAGCUCCCACGUGCCGGAAGAGAAAGCAGAGAAGAGUACUGGAGGAGAACAAUUGUAAAUCUAGAAAACCGGUUUCUUUAAAGAGGUGUAAAGGAGACUGCCAUGACGGAACGUGUUGUAAGGCCAAAAAUAGCAAGACAAGAAAAAUUGGCAUGAUCUGUAAUGAUGGAACUAGGUAUGUGAAAGUGAUAACUACAGCUACGAAAUGCUCCUGUGGCGAAAGAAAAAACUGUUAUGCCUCAGAUGAUAAAUAAAUUAGAAUCUAUA